AUGAGCUCGGAGGAUGUUUCGUGCCACGGCGAAGGAAUGGGUUUCAUUCACACGGAAGAUACGAUCGACGGAAUGGAGAAUUUCUUAGUUUAUAGGAUAACUCCGGUAGAUCGGGUGGAAAAGGAGGAAGGGCAGGUGGAGGGUGGUCAGGUGCAGUCUUCCGGUGGUGCUUCUGGUUCGAGGAUAGGUCCCGGACCUGAUUCCGGCAGUAGCGCUCCCUCUUCGGUUCCCCAAUCGCUGGUUACCUCGAGGGACGACGAGGACGACGAGGACGAGGAGAACAGUGAUAAGCGAUCUAAUAGCCACGGAGAAUUGAGAACAAAAAGCAGUCAGCGUUGGAUGAAACUGCGCACGACUGUGCAAGUAUCAUCAGCGAUGCCUAGGAAGCCUGUGUUAAAACGUGAAGAUUCAUUUCUCAAAAGAUUUUCUAGCCGGCCGAUUCCAGAAAGUCAAGAGACACUGGACAUUGCCGAGGGUGACGGGGAUGAAACAAAUGAUAAGGAUAUGGGUAGUCGACGAGGCAGGCGACCUCGUAGGCUGCAAAAACCACCGAAAACCGUCGUAAAUCCCGACGAGAAUUUCUAUUAUUACUGGUUGAUGUUGGUGUCAUUCUGCGUCCUUUACAAUCUAUGGACGCUAAUCGUACGCCAGAGUCUGCCGGAGCUGCAGGCUCUGGCGCCCAAUAUUUGGUUCGCCCUCGAUUGUUUUACCGAUAUUAUUUUUGUUAUGGAUAUAUUAGUACAAUUUCGUACCGGUUAUUUAGAACAAGGAUUAAUCGUGUGUAGCACUAAGAAACUUGCUGCGCACUAUUUUAAAUCGAAAUUUUUUUUCUUGGAUUUAUUCGCAUUGUUUCCUCUUGAUUUGAUGCAAAUGAUUCUCGGCACAAAUCCUAUUUUACGAGUUAUGAGAUUUAUUAAGAUAUAUAGAGUUCAUACUUUCUACUAUAUGGUCGAAGCCCGUACUAUAUAUCCCAACGUUUGGCGAGUCUCGAACCUGGUGCACAUCUUACUCAUGUUGGCCCAUUGGUUUGGGAAUUUUUACUUUUUGUUAAGUGAAGCUGAAGACUUUAAGGGAGAAUGGGCGUAUCCCUACAGACCGGGGGAGUACGCCACUCUCACGAGAAAGUACUUAGGGUCGGUGUAUUGGUCGACACUUACGUUAACAACUAUAGGCGACUUACCGACGCCUGAGACAAAUGCCGAGUAA
Trachymyrmex cornetzi is the source of this 1206-nucleotide messenger RNA. Its product is annotated as cyclic nucleotide-gated cation channel alpha-3-like. The record is from RefSeq and is a predicted model, not a curated record. Gene Ontology annotation, biological process: transmembrane transport; monoatomic ion transport. Gene Ontology annotation, cellular component: membrane. Gene Ontology annotation, molecular function: protein-containing complex binding; intracellularly cyclic nucleotide-activated monoatomic cation channel activity. The coding region runs from base 1 to 1206 and encodes 401 amino acids. Lineage: Eukaryota; Metazoa; Arthropoda; Insecta; Hymenoptera; Formicidae. The transcript is spliced from 3 exons.